Messenger RNA from Arctia plantaginis, 1686 nucleotides. Lineage: Eukaryota; Metazoa; Arthropoda; Insecta; Lepidoptera; Erebidae. The record is from the annotation of a GenBank genome assembly.
AUGGAUUACACCGUGUUGUAUACACUACUACUGCUGCUAGGGUUGUCUUGCUUCACCGUGACUCAGGGACAGUAUUACGAUGUCUACCAAGGCCUCCAGCAGUUCUACCAGCCAUAUCAACGACCAGUCGACCUAUUCGCUCCAUACAACAUAUACACAGGGACCCACAGACAACCAAACAGACAAGAUAACAGAAGAAGGAACGACGAUGAAGAAGUAUAUUCAAGAAGACCACCGCUAGAUGAAUAUGACAAUGAUUUUCCAAUAACAACGCCUAAAUCUAGUAGAAAAACUACUAAAUCUUAUUCUAGUCAUUCUAAUAAGAAUUCUAAUAUUAGGAAUUACAACACUGGUUUCAUUAACACAGAUCACAACAACAACCGGGGAAAUGAUAAUUUUAAUAGGGGUACCACAAACAACAGGGGUUCGCAAAACAACAGAGGAGUUUUAAAUACAAAUUACGAUGGGGAACUUUCGGGGGGUAAUAAUUACAACGAUAACCGUCGUCCGGGGGUUAAACCUAUACCUGGAGAUGUUAAUCAACCCCCUAUAACAAACAAACCUGUGACUAAUAACCCUUAUGAUUCAGGGUUUGGAGAUUUCAGCAAAAGCUCUAGUGAUUCGCCCGAUAUUUUGAUAGGGCCUGAUGAAGAAGACAUGUCGGAAGGGCAGAAGAGACAAUAUAUUAAUAUGGCUGAAAAAAUGUGUGAUGGCUACAAGAGCAUGCAUCUAAAGAAAAUUGUGGCUCUUCCAUUACUACCUUCGCCAGAUCCUGUACAAGUGAAUGUGUCUUCGUGCGUCCCAAUAACAGCUCCCCUUGUGAUUGGGGGGAAAGUAACAAGCAUCAAUGAAUUUCCACACAUGGCACUGGUGGGCUGGAAGAAAAUAAGAGGUUCCGGCUACGCUUGGAAGUGUGGCGGUUCCUUGAUCAGCAACCAGUAUGUCCUAACAGCUGGCCACUGCACGUAUCAAGACAAGGAUUAUGAAGUAGACAGUGGUCCACCGCAAGCCGUGCAGCUCGGUUCUUCUUACCUGAACGACCCUGGUGCGUUGGUUGUCCAAAUAUCAGCUGUCAUUCGCCACCCGAAGUAUAAACAGAGAAGAUCUUAUUACGAUAUCGCUGUUAUCAAAAUGGCUCAGACAGUCAAGUUCUCGGAAAUGGUUCGCCCUGCGUGUUUGGGAGUACCACCACCAGUUGGGAAGAAGGUUAUAGCAACAGGAUGGGGCAGAACCGAAUUCGGUGGAGAUCACUCAGUAGAACUCCGUAGCGUUUCCCUCCCAGUGUGGAACAUGGCAGAGUGCCGGGAGAUUUGGGGUACCUCUCUGAAACUACCCAAUGGGCCCUCACCCGCCAGUCAUAUGUGUGCUGGUGAAAAAGCUGGCGGGAAGGACACCUGUCAGGGUGACUCUGGAGGCCCCGCCCAAAUCCAAGAUGGCUGCGUUUGGCGCGUCGUAGCUGUUACUUCUUAUGGCAGGUCCUGUGGUGCACCAAAUACCCCAGCUUUAUACGCCAUUACGCAAAGAGUCUUCGUCGCAGCAGUCAUCUUUGGAUAUGAUGAUGACCAGGGACUCAAUGAGCGACCUACGUUUGAAGAUCGAAGGGAACCAAGUUUUAAUAACAGGCAAACGGGGUUCAGUAACUACAGGCCGGCUUCGUAUCCUGUUAAUGAUUAUAGACGACAAUAA